GCAUUUUAAUCAUUAAUUGCAGUCAUCUUUUAAUCAGCGGUUUCGUGUUUUUGUACAAUUAGAAUUGCAAGUAAACAGGUUGUUUGUAUUUAGUUUUUUCAUUUUGAUUUUCAGUAAGGCUAAAUCAACAAUAAGUAAAUUGUCAAUUUAAUUUGAAUAAAUCAUCGUUAAAAUGACCAACACAAGUUUUCACUUCCUCUUGACCACUAUGAAUGCAUAUGGACCAGUCAAUGCGACACUUGGUUUUGGCGAAGUUCUUACCCGCCAUGGACACAAAGUGACCUUUGCUCAUUUACCGAAGUACGAAAAGGCUGCUACUAAUCGUGGGUUCGGUUUCAUCGCAUUCAAAAAGGAACUUUUUCCAGAAAAAAAUGAAGAUUCUCUUGUUGAAACGAUCGACAACUAUGGAAAACUUCGUCGCGAUCCGAUGGUUCGAUUCACUAAUUUUACUCAACAGGAUAAAGAGAAUAUGAAUGACAUGAGUGCUUGGUUAACUCUUCAUGAAGCUCAUAAAGAAUUUCUUAGUCGGACGAAUAUCGAUGAAUUUGAUGGCAUAAUUCACGAUUGUUGUGAUCUUACUGGUGCUAUUUUCUCUACGGGUCUACCAGUGAUCAACUUACACUCUUGUAAUCCACUUGGACUUUACAAUAACGGACCACCGAUUCAAUUUGGUUUAUCAACAUCAUCUGAUCGUAAACUAUGGGCAGAGAUGAGGAAUCACCUUCUCGAUUCCCAUGAAGUUUUCAUCACUUGUAUGAAUGAGCAUUUAGCUAAAAUCGGUCGACCUCCGGUCUUUCGUCCUACUCGACUUUCCUUACCCUUGACCAAUAUCGGCUUCUAUCAUUAUCCCAAGCAACUUGAUUACACCGAAUGUGAACCAAUUGAACCUGGUUGGCAUCGAAUCGAUAAUUUCAUCAGAUGUUCCGAAUCAAAGUGCUUCGAGAUACCCGAUAAUCUGAAAGAUAAACCUGGUUCAUUGAUCUACUUUUCCCUUGGAUCAACUGCUUCAAACGAUAUUCAAUUAAUGCAAAGGAUGAUUGAUACUCUUGCUAAAUCACCUCAUCGAUUUAUCAUUUCAAAAGGAUUUCGAGGAGAUCAACUUAAAUUAGCUGAUAAUAUGUGGGGAGAUAAUUAUGUUGAUCAAAUUGCGGUUAUUCAAUCAGUUGAUUUGGUUAUAACUCAUGGCGGUAACAAUACCUUGAUGGAAACACUUUUAUAUGGUAAAUCGUUGAUCGUAGUUGGAUAUUAUUUUGAUCAACUGGAUAAUGCUCAGAGAGUUGUGGAUAAGAAGAUCGGAUUCCGAGUUAAUCCAUGGGAAUUUGAUGAAGAUUAUCUAUUAGAUUGUAUUGAGAAAUCGCUUGUUGAUGAUGAGAUGAAAAAACGAAUCGUUCAAAUUUCUGAGACCAUGAAAACUUCACAAAGUUCAUCGGAAGCGAUCACCAUGAUUGAAGAAGUAAUUAGAAAACACAAAUCAUCAUCAACCAAUUGAUUUUAUUUCUCUGAUUGUUAUCGUUCAAAUUUCGCUCAUCAAUUGAUUGUUACUCACUUUAAAUUGACAGUUUAUCAACUGAAAAUCUGUCACUUUAUUUACUCUGGUUUGAGAAGGGAUUUAAUUUGGUUUCAACAAUUAAAGUUCAAUUAUAAUUAUUUUCUUAUUA
Molecule: messenger RNA, 1658 nt
Organism: Panonychus citri (citrus red mite)
Lineage: Eukaryota; Metazoa; Arthropoda; Arachnida; Trombidiformes; Tetranychidae
Product: UDP-glucuronosyltransferase 3A1-like
Molecular function (GO): UDP-glycosyltransferase activity
Source: RefSeq, a predicted model, not a curated record